Meira miltonrushii is the source of this 663-nucleotide messenger RNA. Its product is annotated as ChaC-like protein. Gene Ontology annotation, molecular function: glutathione specific gamma-glutamylcyclotransferase activity; gamma-glutamylcyclotransferase activity. NCBI's taxonomy places the organism in Eukaryota, Fungi, Basidiomycota, Exobasidiomycetes, Exobasidiales, Brachybasidiaceae. Gene Ontology annotation, biological process: glutathione catabolic process. The transcript has a single exon. The record is from RefSeq and is a predicted model, not a curated record. The annotation marks the transcript as partial. Gene Ontology annotation, cellular component: cytoplasm.
GUCGUAUUUGGAUACGGAAGUUUGAUCUUCAAACCGCCUCCACACACCAUUGGUCGAACAGUUGGCUACAUUAAAGGAUACGCUCGUCGAUUCGCACAAUCUUCAAACGAUCAUCGCGGCACGCCAGCAAAGCCUGGAAGAGUGGCCACUUUAGUCUGUGCAUCUCAAUGGCACUCUUUGAUUUCCGACGAAGAUGCUCCUGAAGGGGAUAUCGUUUGGGGCGUUGCAUGGACAAUCGAUCCAACGAAAUCACAAGAAGUACGUCAAUAUUUGGACGAUCGCGAAAAGUUUGGCUAUACUCCACAAAGCGUUAACAUCUACCAACACGACGAACAAGGCAACGAAAUGGUGGCAAUCGAAGAUGCAUUGAUUUACGUUGGACUUCCGGAUAACGAAGCAUUUGUUGGACCUUCGAACAGCUUGCAGGAAUUGGCAGAAUAUAUUUACAGCUGCGAAGGGCCAAGUGGACGUAAUGAUGACUACGUUUUGAAACUUGCCAACGCUUGCCGUAAUUUGUCGACUGAUGUUCAGGAUAGUCAUUUGUUCACCCUGGAACGACUUUUGCUCGAACUUCGAAGAAAAGAAGGCGCACAAGUGAGUUUAAUUCAUGGUCAAGAUCAACGUCAAAACAUGGUUCGCAUCCAUCAAAUUGCCGCUCAAUAG